This is a messenger RNA of Xylona heveae TC161, 2117 nucleotides long. RefSeq names its product Septin-domain-containing protein. The coding region runs from base 206 to 1912 and encodes 568 amino acids. The transcript has 4 exons. Gene Ontology annotation, molecular function: molecular adaptor activity; GTP binding; GTPase activity. The record is from RefSeq and is a predicted model, not a curated record. Gene Ontology annotation, cellular component: microtubule cytoskeleton; cytosol; cell division site. Gene Ontology annotation, biological process: cytoskeleton-dependent cytokinesis. NCBI's taxonomy places the organism in Eukaryota, Fungi, Ascomycota, Xylonomycetes, Xylonales, Xylonaceae.
GUCGUUCGCUCGUUUUCUGACUCUCGUUUUCGCCUCAUUUUCAAGGUCAUUUCGAUUUAUUUUCCAUUCGAAUCAAAUCUACCUUCAUCUCUAGCGGCUUUCAAAAAAUAUAUUUGAUUUCUUCUCCUCCCCUUUUUUUUAUUAGGAACGGACAUAUUUCAUAGAUCGCACUUACCUCGAAUUCGCAGCUUCUCGCACCGGCUCCAUGGGUAAGUCAGCCCACUUCCUCCGGCACCUCGACCGCGAUGGGGCAGGGGAUGGGUUCGACCGGUGUUGCUCUCCGUCCAAAUUGCAUCACAAGCGUGAAUCGCCAAAGAUGCCUCCGAGUUACAAGACACGCCCGGUGCCCAAUACUCCUAGCGGAAAGAGACUGAGAAUCCUCGUUCCGUCAACUCCCCCCGCACGCCUCGACCUCCCUUCCGUCUCGUCUUUGCCUCCCAUCAGGGUCGUCCCGCAAGACAGUUUGGCUAACAUUGAGUGCGCGAGUCCAGCGACCAACGGCUUCGUCCCGCCGGGCUCCGCAGCACGAGCUUCACCUGCACCGCAGCCCCAGGCCCAACCUUCCCCCCAACCCAAUGGAAAGCCCGCUUCCACCCAUUCGGAGAGAGCUCCUUCGGUCUCCACUGCGCAAAGCUCCAUUCCCCAGACCGUCUCCAACAAAGACCCCAAAUUGGCGGCCCAGGCGGCCAGCGAUAUGCGCAACAUUGUUCGGAGAAAGUUGACGGGAUACGUGGGAUUUGCCAAUCUGCCCAAUCAGUGGCACCGAAAGAGUGUGCGAAAAGGAUUCAAUUUCAACGUCAUGGUCGUCGGUGAAUCCGGCCUCGGAAAGUCUACGCUCGUUAACACUUUGUUCAACACUUCGUUGUAUCCGCCCAAGGAGCGCAAGGCCCCCAGUCUCGACAUCAUCCCCAAAACCGUCGCGAUUCAGUCCAUUAGCGCCGAUAUUGAAGAGAACGGAGUUCGUCUCCGGUUGACCGUCGUCGACACCCCUGGAUUUGGUGACUUUGUAAACAAUGACGAAUCAUGGCGCCCCAUUGUUGAAAACAUUGAGCAACGUUUCGAUGCGUACCUUGAUGCCGAAAACAAGCUGAACCGCGUCAACGUCAUUGACAACCGCAUUCACGCUUGCGUCUACUUUAUCCAACCUACUGGCCAUUCGCUCAAGCCGCUGGACAUUGAGGUCAUGAAGCGGCUGCACACCAAGGUCAACCUGAUCCCGGUGAUUGCCAAAUCCGACACAUUGACUGACGAGGAGAUUGUCCUCUUCAAGCAAAGAAUUCUUGCAGAUAUCCAGCAUCAUUCGAUUCAAAUCUUUGAGGGACCGCGCUAUGAAUUGGAUGAUGAGGAAACUAUUGCGGAGAACAAUGAGAUUCUGUCCAAGGUUCCAUUUGCUGUCGUGGGCGCCAAUAGUGAGGUCACCAAUGCGGAUGGCCGCCGGGUCCGUGGUCGUCGAUACCCGUGGGGUGUGAUUGAAGUCGAUAAUGAGGACCAUUGUGACUUUGUCAAGUUGCGUCAAAUGCUCAUUCGCACUCACAUGGAGGAGCUCAAGGAACACACCAACAACUCCCUUUAUGAGAACUACCGUUCUGACAAGCUUACUGCAAUGGGUGUGGCUCAGGAUCCAAGCGUCUUCAAGGAGGUCAACCCGGCGGUGAAGCACGAAGAGGAACGCUCUUUGCACGAGCAGAAACUCGCCAAGAUGGAAGCCGAAAUGAAGAUGGUUUUCCAACAAAAGGUUGCCGAGAAGGAGAGCAAACUGAAGCAGAGCGAAGAAGAAUUGUAUGCCCGGCAUCGCGAGAUGAAGGAGCAGCUCGAAAGACAGCGUGCCGAGCUCGAAGAGAAGAAGGGUCGCAUCGAGAGUGGCAGGCCUUUGGAAGAGAAGGGCAAGAGAAAGGGUUUCUCUCUGCGUUGAGCUUGCUUCGCCAGGGACCGCACGUCGUUUGUUGGGAGCAGAAUUGUCGUGUAUUUGGGAUGUAUUUAUCAUUGUGUCACAUCUUGUCGAUGCGGCCAACGGUCCUUUUGCUCCACUUUUUUUUUUUUUCUUUUACUUCCUUACCCUUUUUUUCUGUUCACUUUCAAAGUAUCUCCUAUUAAUUAUUCAGGCCUAGCAUUUGCGG